Messenger RNA from Erigeron canadensis, 1910 nucleotides. Its product is annotated as synaptotagmin-3-like. Gene Ontology annotation, cellular component: endoplasmic reticulum. Lineage: Eukaryota; Viridiplantae; Streptophyta; Magnoliopsida; Asterales; Asteraceae. The transcript has 12 exons. Gene Ontology annotation, molecular function: lipid binding. The record is from RefSeq and is a predicted model, not a curated record. Bases 90 to 1733 code for a protein of 547 amino acids.
CUAUACAGUUGAACCUUCAAACUGUUUUUUUCUUCAACAACCGCCCUAUCUUCUUUUUGCUCGAUCUUUCUCAAUCAAAAUUGGAUUGAAUGGGUUUUUUUAGCAUUUACUUGGAAAUUAUUGGUCUUGGAAUUGGGUUUGGUCUUGGUCUUUUUCUUGGGUUUUUCUUCUUCUUUUACUCUGACUCCCAAACUGAAGCACUUAUUAAGGAUCCAGUUGUGAGGUCAAUUUCCGAGCUUGAUUUAGAUAGUCUACACGAAUUAGUUCCCGAGAUUCCUCUGUGGUUGAAAAAUCCUGAUUAUGAUCGUGUUGACUGGCUGAACAAGUUUAUUUCGUAUAUGUGGCCUUAUCUUGACAAGGCAAUGUGUGCUUCAAUUAGGCAGACAGCAGAACCAAUGGUGGCUGAUUAUAUUGGAAAUGGGCACCGGGCUAUAGAAGCAAUCACUUUUGAGACGUUAUGCCUUGGGACUCUUCCACCUACAUUUCAAGGUGUUAAAGUCUACGAGACCAAUGAGAACCAAUUAGUGAUGGAACCAGCAAUCAAAUGGGCAGGAAAUUCAAAUAUAGUCAUAGCUGUAAAAAUAUCUUCUCUGUGUAUCAAAAUUCAAUUGGUGGAUCUGCAAGUGUUUGCUCUUCCAAGGAUUACAUUGAAGCCACUUGUCCCAACUUUCCCAUGUUUUUCCAAUGUCGUUGUAUCUUUGAUGGAGAAGCCUCAUGUUGACUUUGGGCUGAAGGUGCUAGGUGGUGAUGUUAUGUCCAUCCCUGGCCUUUAUCGAUUAGUGCAGGAUAUUAUAAAAAAAGAAGUAGCAAAACUUUACCUAUGGCCACAAAGUCUUGAUAUACCGAUUCUUGAUUCUUCACUUGGCAUUGUGAAAAGGCCCGUUGGAGUCCUACAUGUGAGGGUUCUAAGGGCAACAAAGCUCAUGAAGAUGGAUAUAUUGGGAUUAUCGGAUCCAUAUGUGAAACUAAAAUUAUCUGGAGAGAUGUUGCCUUCAAAGAAAACGACAAUCAAGAAAAAGACAUUAAAUCCUGUGUGGAACGAGACUUUCAAGCUUGUAGUUAAGGACCCAGAAGCUCAAACACUUCAAGUUAAUGUCUAUGAUUGGGACAAGGUAGGCAGCCAUGACCGAUUGGGGAUGCAAGUGGUGCCAUUGAAACUUCUAACACCCAACGAGACCAUGGAACUAACACUUGAUUUGCUAAAAAACACCAAUAUAAUGGAUCCCCAUAAGCAUCAACAGAGAGGGCAGAUUAUGUUGGAGAUGACUUAUUCACCUUUCAAGGACGAUCAUGAUCUUUUAAGCGAACCCCCUACCCCUGUUCAGAAAGGAAACGGUAUGAAGUGUGGUGGUGAAAGCCCAAGUGGAGCCGGUGUGCUUUUGGUGACAGUCCAAGGGGCUGAGGAUGUAGAGGGGGAUCGUCACAACAAUCCAUAUGCAGUGGUCAUAUUUAGAGGAGAAACAAAGAAAACAAAGAUUGUUAAAAGAACUCGAGAUCCCAGGUGGAACGAAGAGUUUCAGUUCAUGAUGGACGAACCUCCUACACAUGAUAAAAUACAUGUACAAAUUAUGAGCAAGAGAACACGCAUGAGUUUCUUCUCAAAGGAAAAACUAGGUCAUGUAGACAUAAACCUUUCUGAUGUAGUGUACAAUGGCCGGAUUAACGAUAAGUUUCAUCUCAUAGAUUCAAAGAACGGUGUGGUGCAUGUUGAGCUUCGAUGGAGAGAAACUUGAAGUUACUCUAUGAUAACGGAGUCAAUAUGGAGAGCUGUAUAGUAAACAUGAUGUUUUUCUUUUUCUUUUUAUAGUGUUCAUGGAAGCAGUCCUUAAAGGUUGAAAAACUAUAUAUUGUGUAUACCAAAACUUGAUAUACUAUAAAAAAUUUUACCUCUUCAAACUGUUAAACUUUCA